AUGCAGGAGCUGGAGAUUCGUGGGAAUUCGGUGGUCUAUGGAGCUUUGAUAAGUGGGGAGGCCGAGGAGUGGAGCAUCUCCCUUGCGGCAUUGGCCUCGAUGGGACACACCCAGGAAGUGAAUGUGAUUAGUGAGAAUGCGGCCAUGUCCAGCUGUGCGCAAGCUCUCCAGUGGACAGCAAGCCUGGCACGCUUGAAGCGCAUGCAGGAUUCCCAGGCUUGCCAGACCCAAGCAUGUUCUCCGACCGCGGUGAGUUUUGCCACUGCGAUGGCCUCGAUCUCCAGCAGCUGGCAGGUUCCGCUGGGUCUGCUGAUGCAGCUCCAAGCGCGACGCGCAGUUGAUGCAAUCAGCACAAGUACAGUAGUCCGCUCUUGCUCAGAACAUACGGCAUGGGAAGUGGCCCUGGAUGUCGUGACUUCUGCUUCCCACGGCAAUGACAUCAAUGAGGUUAGCUACCACAUCGCCCUUGAGACUUGCAGCCAAACAUGCAAUUGGGAGCAAGCCAUUCAGCUGCUCCAACACAUGGGCACGAUGAGAUUUCACUUGUCACCCGUACCCUAUGCAGCUGCAAUGAGGGGAUGCGGUCUUGGAGGUCAGUGGCAGGUGGUUCUUGGUCUGCUUGAGCAAAUGCUGGACCUCAAGCUAGAGCUGGACGAAGCCGCAAGCAGUUGUGUGAUCGACUCUUGUUCGCGUGGUGGGUGCUGGGAGCUUGCCCUGGACUUCUUCUACCGUAGCAGCUUUGGCCGAGUUCACGCCAUCUUUGAUGCUGUCACCUACACGGCCGCCAUUUCAGCUUGUGAGCGUGGAAGCCAGUGGCAAAGAGCCUUGGAGCUUCUGGAGAGCUUCGAGAUGGAGCUUAGGCUUAGACCCGACACGAUCCUCUUCAACGCAGCGAUCUCAGCUGCCCAGAGUGGAGCUCAGUGGGAAGCAGCCUUGGGUUAUCUGGGAAGGAUGCGGGCCUUGGACGUGCAGGCAGAUGCCGUCACGCACAACGCAGCUGUCAGUGGAUGUGAGCCCGUGAGUCUCUGGCAAAAAGCUGCAUACGUCUUCAGAGAAGCCCAAGAGAGGCGGCUGCAGCCUGGCGAGGUGGGCCAUAACGCUGUGAUGAGCAGCCUGGAGAAGGGCACCCAGUGGCUGGCUGCUGUGAUGUGCUUGGAAGAACAGCUUCAGGCCUUACCCGCACCUGGGAAGAUUGCCGUCGACACGGUUGCCAGCGCCAUCCAGAAGUCCAGUCAGUGGCGCAUGGCCAUCGGGACUUCCCGACUUCAGCCGUCACCGGACGCGCUCGCGUCUAGGACUCUUCCGGAUGUUUUGAUUUUCAGUGCGGCCAUCAGCGCCUGCGAGAAGAGCCUCCGGUGGAGAGUUGUUCAGGAGCUGCUGACAGAGACGACGACAGUGGUUGGCGAGGUUGUAAGCCAGCUGAGAUCGGGGAGAAGCAAAGCCUUGCCGGGCCUGUUGCGGGUGGAACUUAGCGAAGUUUCCAGGAGGGUGGCCAAGCUAAGCAAUGCUGGCGAGUCCGGCAUGGCACGGCUGGUGACCCUCACGAAGCCCAAGCCCGACAGCACGCUGGCCGAGAUUGCCAGCUGGAUUUGGUCUGCUGCCUCUGCUGCUGUGGAUGACUCAACUGUGCUGCAGGCUGUCGUGGAGCUGGCGAGGUCUAGAAUUGAGAUGGGCCUCGCACAGACGCUUUCGCCGCGAAUGUUGGCCAACCUUGCCUGGGGCUUGGCCAGCCUCGAAGUGAAUGCUCCCCGGGUCUUCCUCGUCUUGCAAGGAGAAUUGCUUCGCAGAGGAGAGGUGCUGAUGCGAAGUGAAGCUCCAAGGAGCGUGCUGGUGGAGUUUGCAUCAAUAGUGUCCGAAGUGCUCUGGGCCUGCCACUUCGUGGGCACCCUCUCAACCACGCCAUCUUCUACGUUGACAGAGAUCGUCUUCCAAGUGUCGGGCAAACUGGAUGCCAUGGAUGCCAUGGUGGAUGCCGUGAUACCACUGGCUCUCACGGAGACCGCCGAAGGAGCCGAGGGCCAUGUGCCGCGAAUUCUCCUCGACCUCUCCGAUCGGCUUGUGCUCCACAAGCCGCCGGGAUGGCAGGUCGACGACCAAACGGCAAGCGAGGGGAGACCGCUUUCUGGCUUUCUGCGCUCUGCCAUUCCUGGCCGGCAUCGGCUGCUGAACGACUUGCACCAUCAACGAGGUUUCUUGCAUCGCCUGGAUGUUCCAAGCUCAGGCUUGAUACUUGCUGCCACAAGCUACACAGCUUACUACGACCUUCGCCUACAGCUUUCCAUGGGCAUGAUGCUGCGUGAGUACACGACCCUGUGUCACGGGCUCCUGGGACCCCACCGAGAAGUCACCGUGCCCGUGUUCUGGCGGCGUGGCGAGGCGGAUGCAAGCGCAGUGCGCCCAGAGGGCCGACGCGCGAGAUCCAGCUUCCGCCGCUUGGGCUUCACCUUUCGUCGCCAAAGCCUUGAAAGCUACUUAGAAGGCUACUCCUUGGCAGAGAUUCGGAUUGGCACCGGCCGCCGGCACCAGAUCCGCCUACACGCGGCUCACAUUGGCCAUCCAACCGUUGCCGAUGGGAAGUACACGGCGGGCACUACUUUUGAGGACGACUUAUCGUGGUGCCCGCGAAACUUCCUACACAGACACCGUCUGUGUUUCAAAGAAAGUGUCUGUGGUGCAGAGCACUCGGUGGUGGAGCCCCUGCCGAAAGACCUUUAUCUGUCGCUCAACAGGACGAGGCCAGACGCCCGGUUUGUCAACUUGCACGAGACACUGCGAGCUGCUGCAAGCCCGUAA
Symbiodinium natans is the source of this 2793-nucleotide messenger RNA. The record is from the annotation of a GenBank genome assembly. Lineage: Eukaryota; Dinophyceae; Suessiales; Symbiodiniaceae.